AUGGAUGUCCCCGCCCUCAAGACCCACAACCACAUCACCGGCACCGGCCUCCGCCUCCUGAGCUGGAGACAGACCCACGGAGAGGGGGACACGGCCCCAGGGGGAGGGGGAUACGGCCCCAGGGGGACAGCCCGGCCUAGCGCCAGCCGCCCCGGUCCCUCGCCCCGCCGCAGGUACCGCUGCCAGCGGGAGGCUCGGCCCGACCCUCCCCGCACCCCGUCGGCGGGACAGCCCCGCUCAGCACCGGCCGAGACCCCGGUUUCCCCCUCGGGUCCCCCCGACACCUCCGCGCUCCCCCGACUCCCCCCCGGGGGCUGGAGAGGCAUCGUCACCGCUGUCACUGCCCCCUUUCCAGGGCUGUACGGGAGAGAUGGCAUCCUCCCGGCUCGCAAGGUGCUGCGUCCCAGCGGGAAGGGGCUGUGGGAGCAGCUCCGGGAUUCCCCCACCCUGCUGUGGCUCGGUCCCCGGGUGGGUUUGGACACGGAGCUGGGCAUGGAGCUGCUCUGCCUCCUCGGCAUCCUCGCCUCCCUCGGCGCCCUGCUCUUCGAGCCCCUGCGGGACAGCCUGCUCUUCGCCCUGCUCAGGGUGCUCUACCUCUCCCUCUACCAGGUGGGGCAGGUCUUCCUCUACUUCCAGUGGGACAGCCUCCUGCUGGAAGCAGGGUUCCUGGCGGUGCUGGUGGCCCCCCUGCACCUCCUGAAGUGGCGGUCCACAGCCUGGCGUCCCCACGACAGUGUCACCUUCUGGCUGGUGCGCUGGCUCCUCUUCCGGCUCAUGUUUGCCUCCGGCGUGGUGAAGCUGACCAGCCGCUGUCCCACCUGGUGGGGGCUCACAGCUCUCACCUAUCACUACGAGACCCAGUGCAUCCCCACGCCCGUCGCCUGGUUUGCCCACCAGCUGCCCGUCUGGUUCCAGAAGUUCAGUGUGGUGGCCACCUACGUCAUCGAGAUCGCUGUCCCGCUCCUCUUCUUCGCGCCCAUCCGCCGCCUCCGCCUCUUCGCCUUCUACAGCCAGGUCCUGCUGCAGGUCCUCAUCAUCCUCACGGGUAACUACAACUUCUUCAACAUGCUGACCAUCGUCCUGGCCUUCUCCCUGCUGGACGAGGAGCACGUGGGGCCCUGGCUGGGCCGCAGCAAGAGGAGACACACCAGCACCUGGCCCCCCAGCCUGCGGUCCUUCCUCUCCACCAUGGUGGAGCUCAGCGCCUACGCCCUCCUGCUCUACUGGAGCGCCCAGUACUUCGGCCUGGAGAUCAACUGGGAGAAGAGGCUGCUGGACUCCAAAGUGGCCUUCACCUACCACGAGUUCACCAUGUGGCUGCAGGUGGUGACCCUGCCGCUGGUGGGGCUGGCCUUCCUCUCGCUCGCCUGGGAGAUCCUCCUCGCCCUGUACAGGUGUCUCUGCGUCCGCGGCUGCUUCUGGAAGCUCUGGGCCACGCUGCAGUGGGCAGUGUUCACCACGGCCACCGUGGGGAUGUUCGCCAUCAGCCUGGUGCCCUUCACCUACAUCGACCACGAGUCCAACAGCCAGCUGUGGCCUGGCAUCCGCCAGAUGUUCAAGGCCGUGGAGCGGUACCAGGUGGUGAACUCCUACGGGCUGUUCCGCAGGAUGACGGGCGUCGGGGGGCGGCCCGAGGUGGUGCUGGAGGGCAGCUACGACAAGCAGAGCUGGACGGAGAUCGAGUUCAUGUACAAGCCCGGCAACGUCAGCGUGGCCCCCCCAGUGGUCGCCCCCCCCCAGCCCCGCCUGGACUGGCAGAUGUGGUUCGCGGCGCUGGACCAUCACACCAACAGCCCCUGGUUCACCAGCUUCGUGUACCGCCUGCUGCAGGGCAAGGGGGACGGUGAGCAGGGCCGGGGGGGUGGGGGCCACCCUGUGCUUGGGCCAUGGGACCCCCAGACUCCUUCCCUCAUGCCAUGGGACCCCCUGACCCCCUCCCUCGUGUCACAGCCACCCUGUGCUCGUGCCAAGGGACCCCGAUCCCCUCCCUCGUGUCCCAACCACCCUGUGCUCAGCCCGAGGGCCCCCCUGACCCCCCUCCUCGCCCCCCAGGACAAGCCGUCCCCGCUGCGCCCGGCGGACGCCCUCCUGCCCUGGCUGCUGCGGUCCCUGCGCCAGCUGGUCCGGCCCUUCUCCGGCCCCACCGUCCUCUGGUCCCUCUACCUCGUGGUGGCCACCGUCUGCCUCCUGCGGGCCCUGGGCCGCCGGCCCCGGGGGGGCGCCCCCCCCGCCCGCCACAAAGGGCCCAGGAGGGGGGAGCCCACGGACCGGGGGGGCGGCGAGAAGAACGGGCAAGUGCGGAGGAAAGAGGCCAAAGACGGGGAGGAGAAGGGGGAGGGCCGGCCCCGGGGGGCACCCGAUGGCCACGGGGGCACCAAGAAGAGGAAGUGAUGCCUGGAGCCACUGGCCCGGGCCCCGUCUUCCACCCACGGACUGAUGGCACGGCCCCCCCUCGCGUCCCCGGCUGGGGGGCGGCAGGGUGGUGUCCCCCCCCCACUGCUGUCACCUGCCAGCGCCUUCGCACACAGCGCCGUCAUCGCUUGCCGGUGUCACCACCCCCCCUCGGUAUCACCACCACCCCACGCACCCCCCCGGGGCCCAGCCGGGCUGGGGGGGUGAUGCUUUGUGCUGGGGGGGGUGCUGUGUGCUGGGGGU
This is a messenger RNA of Calidris pugnax (ruff), 2655 nucleotides long. RefSeq names its product lipase maturation factor 2 (gene LMF2). The transcript has 13 exons. Lineage: Eukaryota; Metazoa; Chordata; Aves; Charadriiformes; Scolopacidae. Gene Ontology annotation, biological process: protein maturation. Gene Ontology annotation, cellular component: endoplasmic reticulum membrane. The record is from RefSeq and is a predicted model, not a curated record. Bases 1 to 2391 code for a protein of 796 amino acids.